ACAGCGAAACCCUGUUGUCGCAUCCCGCAGCUCCAAUACCACAUCACCGGUUAUUUGGAUCAAGGUUCGAAUGAUAUUUAAGAAGAAGAUUAGAGACGUUAACGAUUCACAGGACUCGAUAAAAAAACCGAAAGCUCAAUUCACUGUCCCCGAACCUGAGAAAAUGCAAGAUACGACAGUUUUACUUGGAAAGAGCAGCAAGAAGUCAGAAAAUAGGAGGAGGGCAAGGAAAGUCGGAGAAUAG
This is a messenger RNA of Paraglomus occultum, 244 nucleotides long. NCBI's taxonomy places the organism in Eukaryota, Fungi, Glomeromycota, Glomeromycetes, Paraglomerales, Paraglomeraceae. The record is from the annotation of a GenBank genome assembly.